Molecule: messenger RNA, 215 nt
Organism: Diversispora eburnea
Lineage: Eukaryota; Fungi; Glomeromycota; Glomeromycetes; Diversisporales; Diversisporaceae
Source: the annotation of a GenBank genome assembly
UUACUUUAGUACAAGGAGCUAGGGUCAUGUUUUUACAUAAUCAAUAUAAUCAAUUAUUCUCAGAUGGAUUGUACAAUGGUUCCAUUGGUAUAGUAUUGGAAGUUCUUAAUGAUGAAAAUACAAUAGUUGCAUUUCCAUUAACCCAAGAAAUUUCUUGUACAAAAGUUGUUAAAGAAACAGUUUACUUUAACAUACAUGGUUCCCAUACACAAUGA